AUGGAGAACGCACACGAAAAAGUGUCAGAGGAGGUUCUGUCCAACUUUAACGUCACUGAAGAAAUCGGCCUGUCUCCCGAGCAGGUCAAGAGCAACCGGGACAAGUAUGGCUUCAACGAGCUGCCAGCCGAGGAGGGUAAGACCAUCUGGGAGUUGAUCAGUGAGCAGUUCGAGGACUUGUUGGUCAGAAUCUUGCUGCUGGCCGCCUGCAUCUCUUUUGUGCUGGCUUGGUUCGAAGAAGGUGAGGAGACUGUCACGGCCUUCGUGGAGCCCUUCGUCAUCCUCCUCAUCCUCAUUGCAAAUGCUGUUGUCGGAGUGUGGCAGGAGCGCAACGCAGAGAGUGCCAUCGAGGCUCUGAAGGAGUACGAGCCCGAGAUGGGGAAGGUUUACCGGUCGGAGAGGAAGAGCGUGCAGAGAAUCAAGGCCAGGGAGAUUGUUCCCGGUGACGUGGUGGAGGUUUGCGUUGGUGACAAAGUGCCAGCUGACAUCAGGAUCAUCUCCAUCAAAUCCACGACCCUGCGUGUGGACCAGUCUAUUCUUACUGGUGAGUCUGUCAGUGUGAUCAAACACACUGAUGCCGUGCCAGACCCCCGAGCCGUCAACCAGGACAAGAAGAACAUGCUGUUCUCUGGCACCAAUAUCGCUUCUGGAAGGGCCACUGGUAUCGCCGUGGCAACUGGCGUGUCCACUGAGAUCGGUAAGAUCCGUGACCAGAUGGCCGCCACCGAGCAGGAGAAGACGCCUCUGCAGCAGAAGAUGGACGAGUUCGGCGAGCAGCUCUCUAAGGUCAUCUCCCUCAUCUGUGUGGCCGUGUGGAUAAUCAACAUCGGCCAUUUCAACGACCCCGUCCACGGAGGCUCCUGGUUCCGAGGCGCUAUCUACUAUUUCAAGAUUGCCGUGGCUCUGGCUGUGGCUGCCAUUCCUGAAGGCCUGCCCGCCGUCAUCACCACCUGCCUGGCUCUGGGAACACGCCGCAUGGCAAAGAAGAACGCCAUCGUCAGAAGCCUGCCCUCGGUGGAGACCCUGGGUUGCACCUCCGUCAUCUGCUCCGACAAGACUGGCACGCUCACCACCAACCAGAUGUGUGUAACCAAGAUGUUCAUCAUUGACAAAGUGGAGGGUGACCGCAUUUCCCUCGGCCAGUUCGACAUCUCUGGCUCAAAGUACACACCUGAAGGAGAAGUCACAAAGAACGGUUCGAAUGUGAAGUGUGGGCAGUACGAUGGACUGGUGGAGCUGGCCACCAUCUGCGCUCUGUGCAACGAUUCUUCUCUGGACUACAACGAGUCCAAGGGUAUUUAUGAGAAAGUGGGCGAAGCCACCGAAACAGCCCUGAGCUGCUUGGUUGAGAAGAUGAAUGUGUUCAACACUGAAGUCCGUGGCUUGACCAAGGUGGAGAGGGCCGACGCGUGCUGCCGUGUGAUCAAGCAGCUGAUGAGGAAGGAGUUCACCCUGGAGUUCUCCAGAGACAGGAAGUCCAUGUCAGUCUACUGCUCUCCCGCCAAGUCCGCCAAAUCCCCUGUGGGAAACAAGAUGUUCGUCAAAGGAGCUCCGGAGGGAGUCAUCGAUCGCUGCUCCUACGUCCGAGUGGGCACCACCCGCGUCCCGCUGACUGCGCCGGUCAAAGACAACAUCCUGUCCAUCAUCAAGGAGUGGGGCACGGGGCGGGACACCCUCCGCUGCUUGGCACUUGCCACCUGCGACUCUCCAGUGAGGAAGGAAGACAUGAACCUGGAGGAUGCAACCAAGUUUGCAGACUACGAGACUGAUUUGACCUUCGUGGGCUGCGUGGGAAUGCUCGACCCCCCUCGCAAGGAGGUCAUGGGCUCCAUCGAGCUGUGCAGGGCGGCUGGUAUCCGUGUCAUCAUGAUCACUGGUGACAACAAGGGCACAGCGGUGGCCAUCUGCCGGCGAAUCGGCAUCUUCACUGAGGAUCAGGACGUCACUGGCAAGGCCUUCACCGGCCGGGAGUUUGAUGACCUCACUCUGUCCGAUCAGAAGAAGGCGGUCCGAGAGGCCUGCUGCUUCGCCAGAGUAGAACCGGCCCACAAGUCCAAGAUCGUUGAGUUCCUGCAAAGCUUCGAUGAGAUCACUGCCAUGACCGGCGACGGAGUGAAUGAUGCCCCUGCUUUGAAGAAAGCGGAGAUUGGCAUCGCCAUGGGCUCUGGCACUGCCGUUGCCAAGUCUGCCUCUGAGAUGGUCCUGGCUGACGACAACUUCUCCUCCAUCGUGUCGGCUGUGGAGGAGGGCAGAGCCAUCUACAACAACAUGAAGCAGUUCAUCCGCUACCUCAUCUCCUCCAACGUGGGCGAGGUCGUGUGUAUCUUCUUGACGGCCGCCCUGGGUCUGCCCGAGGCUCUGAUCCCCGUCCAGCUGCUGUGGGUCAACCUGGUGACUGAUGGUCUGCCCGCCACCGCCCUGGGCUUCAACCCCCCCGACCUGGACAUCAUGGGCAAAGCCCCCCGAUCCCCCAAGGAGCCCCUCAUCUCAGGCUGGCUCUUCUUCAGAUAUAUGGCCAUUGGAGGUUACGUCGGAGCUGCGACCGUGGCAGCAGCUGUCUGGUGGUUCCUGUACUGUGACGAAGGCCCAGAGGUCUCCUUCCACCAGCUGUCCCACUUCAUGCAGUGCUGCGAGGACAACGAGGACUUUGAAGGGAUCAGCUGUGAUGUGUUCGAGUCUUCUCCGCCGAUGACCAUGGCUCUGUCCGUGCUGGUCACCAUCGAGAUGUGCAACGCCCUGAACAGCUUGUCUGAGAACCAGUCCCUGGUGCGCAUGCCCCCCUGGAGCAACUGCUGGCUGGUGGGAGCCAUGACCCUCUCCAUGUCCCUUCACUUCAUGAUCAUCUACGUCGACCCCCUGCCCAUGAUCUUCAAGCUCACUCACUUGAACGUGGAGCAGUGGCUGAUGGUGCUGAAGCUCUCCUUCCCGGUCAUCCUCAUCGACGAGCUCCUUAAGUUUGUGGCUCGCACAUAUCUGGAGGGUAAGCUGAGUGAGAAUCUCCAGUGUCGUAACACUGUGCAGCAGCAGCAGCAGCAGCAGCAGCAGCUGGGAUGA
Messenger RNA from Limanda limanda (common dab), 3054 nucleotides. RefSeq names its product ATPase sarcoplasmic/endoplasmic reticulum Ca2+ transporting 1 (gene atp2a1). Gene Ontology annotation, molecular function: ATP hydrolysis activity; ATP binding; P-type calcium transporter activity. NCBI's taxonomy places the organism in Eukaryota, Metazoa, Chordata, Actinopteri, Pleuronectiformes, Pleuronectidae. The record is from RefSeq and is a predicted model, not a curated record. The transcript has 24 exons. Gene Ontology annotation, cellular component: membrane. Gene Ontology annotation, biological process: calcium ion transmembrane transport; intracellular calcium ion homeostasis. The coding region runs from base 1 to 3054 and encodes 1017 amino acids.